This is a messenger RNA of Nyctereutes procyonoides (raccoon dog), 1191 nucleotides long. It is a transcript of the gene ANKRD60, whose product is annotated as ankyrin repeat domain 60. Bases 1 to 1191 code for a protein of 396 amino acids. The record is from RefSeq and is a predicted model, not a curated record. The transcript is spliced from 6 exons. Gene Ontology annotation, molecular function: protein binding. NCBI's taxonomy places the organism in Eukaryota, Metazoa, Chordata, Mammalia, Carnivora, Canidae.
AUGCGGCGGGCGGCGGUGGGCGGCGGGGCUCGGGCAGGGGCGCCGCCGGGGGGCGCUCUGGGCCCCGACCCCGGGCGGGGCGGGCAGGGCGGGCGGGGGGCGGGCUCGGCGGGCCCGCGGCCCCUUCCUGCGCAGUCGGCGGCCCGAGCUCCCGGCCAGGGCCAGGGUGGCAUUGCGGCCCCGCAGGCCCCCAGCCCGGCUCUCGACUUGGCCCCGGACACCUUCGUCAUGCGGGUGCUGCUGGAGGACACCGGGGAGACCUUCCAAGUGGCGAACUGCCGCGGCGACAUGACGGUGCGGGAGCUCAAGGAGGAGCUGGACCUCCUGGUCGGCAUCCCCCUGGACCUGCAGCGGCUCCAGUACCUGGACCAAGGAGUUUUGAUGGAUGAUGCUACGCUGAAGUUCCAUGAUGUUGUUCCUGGUGGAAUUAUUUCAUUAUGUAUCUGGCAUUAUGAUGGAUGGACGGAACUGGUUUUGGCGGCUGUGGAAGGGGAUCCCAGUAAGCUGUCUUGCCUUGGUGUUGACGAGGACUCUCUGUACCGAACUGCCAACUCGCAGCGUUACGAGCGCAAGCAGUGCAAGGACUGGAUGGCCCAGAGGGCCUUCGUGGCCCUGUACGUUACGUCUCACAGAGGUCACCCGGAUGCUGUGCAGUACCUUCUAGAACAUGGAGCCAACUGUCUCAGCAAAACCCCCAUGGGCAGGACGGCCCUGCACGUGGCUGCAGCCAUGGGCCGUUUGGACUGUAUAAACCACCUGCUCAGUUACGGAGCCUCCAUACAUGAAAAGGAUGCCCGGGGGGAGACCCCCAUGUCCAUCGCCCGGCGCAUGAACCGCAAGCACAGUGAGCGGCGCAUGUUCCUCUUCUACUGGAUGUCAAGGUUGGGGACAAAUGACCCAAAGAACUUGAUCAAGAACAAGGUUUUUCUCAGGGCACAGUCUGGGAGAGGCACCGGCGGACACGUGUGGCUGGUGGCUGUCAGCAAGCGGGUGGACCCUGGAGGAAACUCCCAGGGGGAGGACUUCGGGUGGCUGGGAGAGGCGGGCCAGCACCGAGCUGAGGGGCCCGAUGGAGUCCAGGACGAGGGCAUCUCCCGCUCAGCGCAGUGCCGUGUGACACCCCGACAAGGAGCAGACGCGCCCGCAGCGUCUGGGUCGGUUUCCUGCCGCCGCUGUAGUGGCCACAAGUGA